AUGGCUCAAUCGAAACCUGAAAGACCGGACCUGUUGAAUGCGGUGCUCGAUGCCGCCGGUGGCGUGGACCACUUCGAACAGGUCGAAUGGAUCGAAGUUGUCGCGAAUGUUUCGGGCGCGUUCUGGUCGAAGAAGGGCUACCCGAAACGUCGCCUGAUGACGGGCUACGUGGACACCAAAAGGCCCCGGGUUGUCUUCUACAACUUCGGUGCUCACCUGGACGAGCCACAUCUCCGAUGGAUCUGGACGCCGAAGCACCUGUCUGUUGAGCGAGCCAAUGGCACUGUCGUCCUCUCCCGCAGCGACCCGUCCAAGCACUUUGAAGGCCACGUCCUGAGUACCCCGUGGGACGACCUGGAUCUCCUGUACUUCUCGGGCUACGCGGUGUGGAACUACAUGGUGACACCCUUCUGCUUUGCUUGGCCGGGGAUGUCGACGCGGGAACUGGGCGAGCACACCGAAGGCGGCGGGGAGACGUGGCGCGUCCUGGAGGUGACAUACCCUGAGGACUUCGCCACGCACUGCCGAGUGCAGAAGUUCUACUACGACCAUCAGGACCGGAUGAGGCGGCUCGACUACACGGUCGACGUCAUCCAGGGAUCCGGCACCGUAGCACACUACGUCUACGACGAGAAGACGGUGGACGGCAUCGUCUUCCCCACGCUUCGCCGCGCGCUGAACGUCGUCGACGGCCGUCCCACCGGAUGGUCGAUGGUGCUGAUCAACUUCCACAAGAUCGCGGUCAAAGGGCCAGAAGUUCGGCCGAACCUUUAG
Molecule: messenger RNA, 774 nt
Organism: Cladophialophora psammophila CBS 110553
Lineage: Eukaryota; Fungi; Ascomycota; Eurotiomycetes; Chaetothyriales; Herpotrichiellaceae
Exons: 2
Coding region: 1-774 (257 amino acids)
Source: RefSeq, a predicted model, not a curated record